Entelurus aequoreus (snake pipefish) is the source of this 3469-nucleotide messenger RNA. RefSeq names its product leucine rich repeat and Ig domain containing 2 (gene lingo2). NCBI's taxonomy places the organism in Eukaryota, Metazoa, Chordata, Actinopteri, Syngnathiformes, Syngnathidae. Gene Ontology annotation, molecular function: protein binding. The record is from RefSeq and is a predicted model, not a curated record. Gene Ontology annotation, cellular component: plasma membrane. Bases 198 to 2039 code for a protein of 613 amino acids. The transcript is spliced from 3 exons.
AGAGCCUACAGUCAAAAACCUGUGAAAAGCAACACGUACAACGGGGGAAAUCGUGCGUCAACAUUCUUAACACUCAUCUGACACCGGAAAGCCUCGCAGAUAAAGAGUGAAAAUUGGGGCGACCGCAGCGAAGGAGGAGAGAAAAGAGCGCGCCAUGGCUGAGAGGAUGAUUGCUUCUCAAAGUAAACCGUGACAGAAUGGUUGACUGUUUGAGCAAAGUCAUGCUGCACACGGUCAUCUCAUGCUGGCAGCCGGUCCUGGGACUGGCCCUCAUGGCCGUCUUCGUGGGCUCUUCCCUGGGGUGCCCUUCCCGCUGCGAGUGCUCAGCGCAGACCAAGGCCGUGGUGUGCCACCGCAAGCGCAUGCCCACCAUCCCGGACGGCAUCCCGGGCGAGACCAGGAUCCUGGACCUGAGUAAGAACAAGCUGACAAUGAUCAACCCAGAUGAUUUUGUGGCCUUCCCGGGUCUGGAGGAACUGGACCUCAGUGGGAAUAUAAUCAGUUAUGUUGAGCCAGGUGCCUUCAACGCUCUCUUCAGCAUGCACCUGCUCAGCCUGAAGAGUAACCGCAUCAAGCUCAUCCCCCUGGGCGUCUUUUCUGGCUUGGCAAAUCUGACUCGGCUGGAUGUCAGCGACAACAAGAUCGUCAUCCUCUUGGAUUACAUGUUCCAGGACUUGCACAAUCUCAAGUUUUUGGAGGUGGGCGACAAUGACCUUGUUUACAUCUCCCACCGCGCGUUUAGUGGACUUUUAAGCCUGGAGACGCUCGCCCUGGAGAGGUGCAACCUCACCGUCGUUCCCACCGAGGCCCUCUCGCACCUUCACAACCUGGUCAGCCUACACCUGCGAUACCUCAGCAUCAGCACUUUGCAUCCGUACUCCUUCAAAAAGUUAUUCCGGCUGCGUAAUUUGGAGAUAGACAACUGGCCCUCGCUGGACCACGUGCCGGCCAACACGCUGCACGGCCUCAACCUGACCACACUCUUCAUCACCAACACUAACCUGUCAUCCUUCCCGUAUCAAGCCUUGAAGCAUCUGCCCUACCUGACCCACCUGAACCUGUCCUACAACCGCAUCCGCCACAUUGAAGGCGGGAUGUUGAUGGAUUUGAUCCGGCUCCGAGAGUUCCACCUGGUCGGCGCUCAGCUCGCCGUUAUUGAACCGUACGCCUUCCAGGGUCUGCGGGGGCUCAAAGUGCUCAAUGUGUCCCACAAUCAACUGGACACACUGGAGAAAGGAGUUUUCCAGUCUCCGGAAGCCUUGGAGGUCCUCCUCAUCAACAACAACCCCCUGGUGUGCGACUGCCGACUAAUGUGGAUCUUACAGAAAAGGCACUCUAUCUUGUUUGGGGAUUCCCAGCCAGAGUGCAACACACCCGAGGGUAUCCGAGGCAGGCCUUUCAGGGAGUUUAAGGAAAGCCUCCUGUCUUACUACGUGACCUGCACCAAGCCUAAAAUACGAGAGAAUAAAACCCAAACCCUCACUGUGGAUGAGGGCCGGCAAGCUCUGCUGCACUGCAGCGCUGAGGGGACCCCAAGACCCACGGUUUCCUGGGUGUCCCCGCGUCGCCGUGUCCUCACCGGGAGAAACCACGGCAGGGUGACGGUCCACAACAACGGCACGCUGGAGAUCAAGUCGGCCGAGGUGCAAGACGGCGGCGUAUACCUCUGUCUCGCUUCCAACACCGCCGGGAAUGACACCCUGAUGACGUCAUUGGCCGUCAAAAGUCUCGGAUCGCUGUACGCAAACAGGACCCAGUACUACACCGAUCCCAGCAACACCACUGCCAACGGGACCGCCGGCGUCAGCCUGGGCUUGGACCUAAAGACUAUUUUAGUAUCCACCGCCAUGGGUUGUUUCACCUUCCUGGGAAUGGUCUUGUUUUGCUUCCUGCUCCUGUUCGUCUGGAGCAGAGGCAAAGGCAAACAUAAAAACAACAUCGACGUCGAAUACGUGCCUCGCUCCAAGUCCAACGGUACCAACGUGGACUCUGCGGACAUCCAAGCCGGUCCUCACCGUUUCAACAUGAAAAUGAUGUGACUUGUUUUAUAAGUGUGGAUUUACGGGAGCUGGAUUGUGGAAAGGUACAUUCUAUUUUUUUUUUUUUGCGAGUGAACCACCGCUGAAGGACGAGUGGGAGCAAAAAAAAAAAAAAAAAAAAAAAAACCCUACUUUGGGGUCUGAUAAAAGACAAGGAGCAGUACCUGAAAUCCGUGGAUAACGCUCGGAUAUAAGGCUUCAAAGAGCAGCGGGACAUCAGAAUUGCCAGCAGGCAACUUCUUGGAAAAGGAGUGAACUGCGUCCAGGGAAUACAUGUCAUUUAUCUCCUUUUUGAAAUUUAUACACCCAAAAAGAACGCCCUUCUAUUCUGAGUUGGAACUCCGGCUGAAACAUGUACAGUACCAAUUUGUACCCAAGCUAAUAACCUUUGUUGAGUCUUGCGCCAUGCUUCUUUACACAACCAAUCAACGGCCGCGACCAUCGUUUCCUAUGUUAAAUACUUUGCCUGUGUGUACCUAAUGCUUUGUUACGUACACCUACUGUAUGUACAAAUGUUCAUAGCAAUAUUCAUGGGAUGCAUUAGCCAAAAUUGAUAUAACCCUAUAUUGUAUGUUCGGCAAAAACAUCCUUCAGACUUUUGGUGUGUCCAUGGAUUCAGGAAGGGCUUCUGUGGGUGAUCAUAUGUCCCUGCUCCCCCAAUUGACUCCUAGAUAAUAGUAAGAAGAAGAAGAAGAAAUAUUUAUCAAUGAAGGUCAAAGAGAAGAUUUUAUUUAUUAAGAAAGUUGAGUAAAACACAGUCCUCAACUGGCGUCCGGUGUGAUACCUGGAUCGAACCAGAACGACCCUUUUUGUCCUAUUUUUGUGUCUUUUUAUUCCUUUAUGUGUACCUUUUUGCCCCCGAGGCGGAAUACAUGCGUCAAUCUUUUGCUACCGUGAUAUUUGCAUCGUUUUCUUUCCCCUUGUAGAGAAUUUGGGCUUUGUUGUGGUAGUUCUUCAUUUUGUUGUUGAAUCAUUUAGAUUGUGAAAAUUUGGGAAAAAAAAGAAAAAAAAAGUUCAAAUAAAAAAAAGAAAAAAAAAGAUGUAUGUGAAAUAAAUGCAGAUGUAUUUGUACCCGUGACUCAACGCCGUUUUAUUGCCGGCAUAAAACGUCGCUGUAAAGCCGGGAGAGGCCAAACCUCUGUGAUGAAAAUAAAAUGGUAUUCACCUGACGUCGCGUCGGGCUCAUUUAAUAUGCGAGACUGGCAAGCGUUCUGGCCACAUGUUGCCUUUCUCGAAGAAAAAUGCCCGUUGCUUGUGUUGUUUUAGGGCAGGGGUGGGCAACCCGAAAUGUUGAAAGAGCCAUAUUGGACCAAAAAUAAAAAUCUGUCUGGAGCCGCAAAAAAUGUAAAGCCUUAAAUAAGUGUUAUAAUAAAGCCAACACAUGAUGUACAGUAAGUGGCUAUAAUAGCCUACUAUCAAAAUGGCUAUGU